GAGAGGAAUCCCCCUGUUCAAACAAAAGCAGUUGUCAGGGCGUGUGUCUGCCUGGCGGCUCUCUCAGCUCAGACUUAUCCGUGGCUGUGAUGCUGUAAACACAGCGGACUAUAUUCUUGCAUAUUUGAGAAAGGAGUGUCAAUUAUUUUUGUAUGGCUGCUUUUUCACAUUCGGCAUCACUCCAAUUGGAGGAGUUCAUCCCAAUCAACGUGAUUGAAACGCGCUUGCAGUUUUCCAGGAAAUACAUGUUCAUUUGUCCAUUCUAGUGGGGACAACUUGGCCACAAAUUGCCAAGAUGCUAUCAAUGGAAUCAUCUGCGGGGAUUUGGUGACGCGUUUGCAAUAUGACAGGUCAGGCCCUGAGGAAACCUGGCGACAGGGCUCCUGUGGAGGACAAUGCCGCCAUCCGCAUCAACGUGGGUGGCUUUAAGAAGCGUCUCCACACAGACACGCUGUCUAGGUUUCCAGAGACACGGCUGGCGCGCCUUCUCCAAUGCCGGUCCAAGGAGUCCAUACUAGAGCUGUGCGACGAUUACGAUGAUGCAGAAAAAGAGUUUUACUUUGACAGGAAUCCCGCACUUUUCCCCUACGUGUUGAAUUUUUACAACACGGGCCGGCUGCAUGUCAUGGCCGAGCUGUGCAUCUUCUCUUUCAGCCAGGAGAUCGAGUACUGGGGCAUUAACGAGUUUUUUCUCGACUCCUGCUGCAGCGGCGCCUACCACUGUCGGAAAAUGGACCAGGACCGAGAGGAGUGGGAGGACAAGAGUGACGAAGGAAGCACCACAUCCUCAUUCGACGAGCUGUUGGAGUUUUACAAUGAUGCCACAAAAUUUGACAAGCAGCCACUGGGGAGCACCCGCAGGCGCGUUUGGUUGAUGCUGGACAACCCAGGCUACUCGGUGGCCAGCCGCGUUAUCAGUGUCUUCUCGAUCCUGGUGGUGCUCGGCUCCAUUGCCACUAUGUGCAUGAACAGCAUGAGCGAGUUCAGCCUCUUGGACGCUCAGGGGCAGCCCACGGAGGACCCCCGCUUUGAGAUUGUGGAACAUUUGGGCAUCGCUUGGUUCACACUCGAGCUGGUGGCCAGGUUCGCGGCGGCCCCGGACGUUGUGCACUUCUUCGAGCUCCCGUUGAACCUGAUCGACUUGGUGUCCAUACUUCCCUUUUACUUGACACUCGUCAUCAACCUGGUGGUGGAGAGCAGUCCGGCGCUGGCCAACCUGGGCCGCGUCGCUCAAGUGUUGAGGCUCAUGAGGAUUUUCCGCAUCCUGAAGCUAGCGCGCCACUCGACCGGGCUGCGCUCCCUGGGGGCCACCUUGAGAAACAGCUACAAGGAGGUUGGCCUGCUGCUUCUCUAUCUUGCGGUUGGGGUGUCGUUCUUCUCUGUCAUGGCGUACACGGUUGAGAACGAAGACAGCGAGGACCUGUCCACCAUUCCGGCGUGCUGGUGGUGGGCCACGGUCAGCAUGACCACUGUGGGUUACGGGGACGUGGUGCCCUUGUCGAUAGCGGGCAAGCUGACAGCCUCAGCCUGCAUCCUGGCGGGGAUUUUAGUCGUAGUGCUUCCGAUCACACUCAUUUUUAAUAAAUUCUCCCUGUUUUACAAGAGACAAAAACAGCUGGAGAUCGCAAUGCGAAGCUGCGACUUCGACGAAGGCAUCAAAGAGGUGCCUUCAGUCAACCUGAGGAACUAUUAUGCGCACAAAGUCAAGUCUCUUAUGGCCAGCUUGUCAAACAUGAGCCGGAGUUCACCCAGUGAGCACAGUCUGAAUGAGUCAAUACACUGAGGGUGGUCCUUCGGAUGCCUGCGUGAGGACCUGGACCAGGAACCGAAGCAUUUGGUGUCAAAGCCCCAUUAACUUCCAUCUUGUAACUCAAGGGUUGUGGGAAAUUAGAAACACUCUCCAUGGGGAAUUGGAUGCGUUUUGAAAUUAUAAUCUGGAUAAUAUGGAAUUUUGAGAUCAUUUAAAAAUGAUGAAUUUCAUGCAAUAAUAACAAUGAACAUUUGUUUUAGAUGUUUUUAUUAUCAGUCUUUUCCAGGACAUUGCUUUGUUUCCUCAGCUCAAAUUCUAAAAAAAAAAAAAAUACAGUGAACUCGGUGUGAGCAGAUCUGCCCUGGAGUUCUGAGGUUCUGGGUCUGAAUCUUGGCUUCGGUCUUUCUGUGUG
Molecule: messenger RNA, 2162 nt
Organism: Hippocampus comes (tiger tail seahorse)
Lineage: Eukaryota; Metazoa; Chordata; Actinopteri; Syngnathiformes; Syngnathidae
Gene: kcns2
Product: potassium voltage-gated channel modifier subfamily S member 2
Exons: 2
Coding region: 344-1783 (479 amino acids)
Biological process (GO): action potential; protein homooligomerization; potassium ion transmembrane transport
Cellular component (GO): voltage-gated potassium channel complex; membrane
Molecular function (GO): voltage-gated potassium channel activity; protein binding
Source: RefSeq, a predicted model, not a curated record